Molecule: messenger RNA, 927 nt
Organism: Dermacentor andersoni
Lineage: Eukaryota; Metazoa; Arthropoda; Arachnida; Ixodida; Ixodidae
Source: RefSeq, a predicted model, not a curated record
AUGCAGGGUCCGCAGUCCAAAACGGAGGCAGUCGGACUUCUGCCGCCUUGCCAAGAGAAUGCCUAUUUACUGACGUGCAUUGACAGAUUCACGCGCUGGACGGAGGCCAUACCUGCAGCAGAUAUCACAGCUGACACUGUUGCCCGCGCCUUCUUGCACUACUGGGUUGCUCGUUUCGGUGCACCACAUAUAAUAACAACGGACCCUGGAAGGCGGUUCGAAUCAUCACUUUUCGCCAGCAUUAUGCAUUUCAUUUGUGCUUCUCGCAUCAGAACAACCGUCUACCACCAGAUUCAUAACCGCAUGGUGGAGCGUUUCCACCGCCAGCUCAAGCCUGCGCUCGCCGCAACAGAAGAGCGCCACUGGAUAGAGGCACUACCAUUCAUACUUUUGGGAAUCCGCACAGCUGUCAAGACAGACAUCGACUGCAGCGUGGCCGAACUGGUCUACGGAACGACAUUGCGCCUUCCAGAAGAAUUCUUCACGGGAAGCCCGGAAGACGGCAGUACAGCCACCGCAGCCUACGCACUUAGGCUACGAGACAUAAGGGAAAACCUUCGCACUACGCCACCGCGAUGGGCAGCGCCACGCACGGUGUACGCAUCAUCAGAACUCGCUUCGUGCACACACGUGUUUGUGCGCCACGACGCAGUUCAUGAGCCACUCCAACCACCGUAUAACGGGCCAUUCCGAGGGCUGCGUCGAGGUGAGAAGCAGUUCACUAUCACCGUGCGCGGUCGUCACGAAGUGGUCUCACUUGAUCGCCUGAAGCCAACGCACUUUGAAGAAGCGGACACCGUUUCACAUGCGCCGUCAUCUCUGACACCACCCUCCAAGGGUCCACUCGUCCAAACCCGCCAAGUCACAAGGACACGCCGUGGACGAGUCUCCAGGGCACCCCAUCAUAUGGACUUGCGAACAAUUUAA